Molecule: messenger RNA, 980 nt
Organism: Suillus paluster
Lineage: Eukaryota; Fungi; Basidiomycota; Agaricomycetes; Boletales; Suillaceae
Exons: 1
Coding region: 130-825 (231 amino acids)
Source: RefSeq, a predicted model, not a curated record
CUGUCUUCCAAUCGCUCAGACAGGUAUCAGCUGAACUUCAUCGACAUCAAAAACCUUAAGUUCAUCGCACAGAAAUAGUUUUGGGAGCCAUCCGACACCGUAAUCCUUGGUCAAGGGACUCCAGUUUCUAUGCUCUCUCCUUUAUUCGCAUUCCGUGCCUUACGCAGCUUCAAGAUCGAUCUCAUCGAUACGGUAGCUGUUGAUGACGCCAUCGGCGGACCGAUGCCAGUGAUUUGCAGAGACGACCUGGAGAUGAUUCCUCAAGUAUGGAGGGAUAUCGAGGAACUGGAGAUACAGUGGCUCAGAAGUGGCACGGAGACAGACACGCGUAUCGACGAGGAUGGUGAAACAUGGGAAUCAGAGGCACCUACACUGGUCGAUGUUGCGCUAUUGGCCAGCCGGUGUGAGAAGCUUGUCUCACUAGGAAUGUGGUUUAAUGCCCUAGAUUGGUUUGAUGACGAUCCGAAAAUGGAUUCCAUCGAAGAGGUGGAAGUGGAGGACUUGGAGAUGUCAUACAAAUAUCAAGAAACAUACACCAACAGCCCGGGUACAUCGCCUCAUGCUGCUGCCAUCAGCGCACAUCUGGAUCACUCGGACGAAGGACCGUUAUCUAGCACACUUCGUGGACUCUGGGUUGGAUUGUCCCCAGUCUCAAGUGCAGCAAGCCGGCGCGUGUCCAAAUUUGUUCACAGCCGAUUCCCUCAUGUGGCUGGGUUUGCAUGGCCAACCUGGCAUGCGGAUGAAUGGUCACUCGUAAACGAUACUUUCUUUGCGAUGUAUCCCCGCGAGAAGUUCGACUUGACCUGGUUAUAUAGUCGUGUGUGAUGUAGUAGACGAGUCAUGGAGUCUAAUCGUCGCAGCAUACUCAUGUAUAUGAACCAUCGCCAGGCGCCAAAGUCCGGUUGUUCCGUAUACUUGCUGUAUACCUUGGUCAACGACUGCGUGUUUGGAUCAAAAGCUCUUGCCAAACAACACCUCAA